Trichomycterus rosablanca is the source of this 1030-nucleotide messenger RNA. It is a transcript of the gene cxcr3.1, whose product is annotated as chemokine (C-X-C motif) receptor 3, tandem duplicate 1. Gene Ontology annotation, biological process: cell chemotaxis; positive regulation of cytosolic calcium ion concentration; G protein-coupled receptor signaling pathway. Gene Ontology annotation, cellular component: external side of plasma membrane; membrane. NCBI's taxonomy places the organism in Eukaryota, Metazoa, Chordata, Actinopteri, Siluriformes, Trichomycteridae. The coding region runs from base 16 to 975 and encodes 319 amino acids. The record is from RefSeq and is a predicted model, not a curated record. Gene Ontology annotation, molecular function: C-C chemokine binding; C-C chemokine receptor activity; C-X-C chemokine receptor activity. The transcript is spliced from 2 exons.
GAUCAGAAAACGAGCAUGGACUUUGAAAAAAUUUUUAUUCCCAUCCUCUACUCUUUGGCACUGGUGUUCGGGCUGCUGGGAAAUGGCCUAGUGCUGGUGGUGCUGAUACAGAAAAGACGGACCUGGAGCGUGACGGAUGUCUUCAUACUGAACCUGAGUGUGGCCGACCUCCUGCUUCUAAUCACGUUGCCCCUGUGGGCAGUGGAUGCUGCUGUUGGGUGGAAUUUCAGCGAUGGAUUGUGCAAGCUGGCUGGAGCAACGUUUAGGGUCAACUUCUACUGUGGCAUCUUCCUGCUGGCGUGCAUCAGUCUAGAUCGCUACUUUUCCGUUGUGCAUGCCGUGCAGAUGUACUCACGUAGGAGGCCAUGGCUUGUGCACCUCAGCUGCCUGGCUGUCUGGAUCUUCUGUCUUCUUCUAUCCAUCCCUGACUGGAUCCACCUGCAAGUCUCAAAAGACUCCAGACGAGGGGGAAAAUCUGAAUGUACACCUACAUAUUUGCCUGAAUGGCGUCUGGCCUUACGUACGCUCUAUCAUGUGCUGGGCUUUUUCCUCCCUGCGGUCGUCAUGCUCUACUGCUACACUCGCAUCCUGCUCCGUUUACAACUCGGCUCUCAGGGCGCCCAGAAGCAAAGGGCUGUAAGAGUCAUCCUCGUCCUUGUGAUAGCCUUCUUUCUCAGCUGGACGCCCUACAACAUCGUCCUUCUGGCAGACACAAUCUACACCAAUCAAACCGGCAACAGCACAACGUGCGGUACCACCACUCUGCUGGACAUUGCCAUUACAGUCACCUCCACUUGGGGCUACCUGCACUGCUGUGUGAACCCAGUGCUUUAUGCUUUUGUUGGGGUGAAAUUCCGGCGCCAUCUGUUGGAUUUAAUAAAGCCACUUAGACACAGGCUAAAGCGCCGCGCAGACAUCACAUCUCGCAAGAGCUCUUUAAUGUCUGUGGAUACUUCCCAAACUUCAGCUUUCUGAGAGCGCAAUAGAUGCUCUGCUUGUGCAUAUGCCAGUUUAUGCAGCUAAAGGUUUG